CGCAGAAUUCGCCUCGCCCAAAUCGACCGGAGAAACGAGGUAAAUAAAUCAAAAUGCAACGAGUUAUUUCGCGAAGUCUGCACCUCAGCGCCUGCAGCAGGAGCUCGCAGCGGUACUCCGAAACGAUUGACCGCAUCAUCCGGGUUGACCAUGCCGGCGAGCUGGGCGCCAAUCAGAUCUACAAGGGUCAGCUGGCCGUCCUGGGCAACACCAAGGCAGGAAAAACGAUCGAGCACAUGUGGGAACAGGAAAAAGUUCACAAGGCAGAGUUUGAUCGGCUAAUGAACAAAUACCGUGCCCGACCGACGGCUUUGCUGCCCCUAUGGAACAUUGCCGGGUUUGCCCUGGGGGCCGGAAGUGCCCUGCUCGGCGAAAAAGCGGCCAUGGCAUGUACGGUGGCCGUCGAGUCGGUGAUCGUCGAGCACUACAACGAUCAGCUGCGUGAACUGAUGGAAAAUCCGGACUUCAAGGAUCACGAACUGCUGGCUACGAUCCGGCGUUUUCGGGACGAGGAACAGGAACACCACGACAUUGGCAUGAGCGAGGGGGCCGAACAGGCUCCGUUCUACAAGGCGUUGACCGAUGUGAUCAAGUUCGGAUGUCGGACGGCGAUAAAAAUAGCCGAACGGGUGUGAACGGUUUGGUUUGGCUUACACUGAGAAACUAUAAAUUUUCGUUUAUUUAUCACAACAAAAUACA
This is a messenger RNA of Aedes albopictus (Asian tiger mosquito), 699 nucleotides long. RefSeq names its product 5-demethoxyubiquinone hydroxylase, mitochondrial (gene Coq7). The transcript has 2 exons. Bases 54 to 635 code for a protein of 193 amino acids. The record is from RefSeq and is a predicted model, not a curated record. Gene Ontology annotation, molecular function: 3-demethoxyubiquinol 3-hydroxylase activity. Gene Ontology annotation, biological process: ubiquinone biosynthetic process; regulation of reactive oxygen species metabolic process; determination of adult lifespan. Lineage: Eukaryota; Metazoa; Arthropoda; Insecta; Diptera; Culicidae. Gene Ontology annotation, cellular component: mitochondrial inner membrane; nucleus.